Molecule: messenger RNA, 4410 nt
Organism: Penaeus chinensis
Lineage: Eukaryota; Metazoa; Arthropoda; Malacostraca; Decapoda; Penaeidae
Exons: 4
Coding region: 1152-3524 (790 amino acids)
Biological process (GO): phosphatidylserine exposure on apoptotic cell surface; apoptotic process involved in development; engulfment of apoptotic cell
Cellular component (GO): plasma membrane
Source: RefSeq, a predicted model, not a curated record
AAUCCCAAAAUAACCCGCGCACACAACUCGCACAUCCAUUUCAACAUUCUACAUUUCACUCCCCCUGAAAAACCGCAGAUAUAAGACAAGCACCUGACGCGAGAACAAAACGCGAAAAUAAAGCGCAGCCAAAUCUCCGGCUUCUCCUCCAAGCUUCCAAGAUGGCGUCGUUUGUAAACUGUUGACACACACAAUGUCGACGUAAGGAGAGAAACAUUUCCGAUUAGUGUUCCAAUGACGCACUGUGUUGUAUCGCAGAAGCAACAGUAGAUAGGUGAGUGUAGAGAGGAUGCGUUUAGGCGGCAAUGCAAAAAAUGCGGAGUUCAGGUCACCCAGGAAAAUGCCAAUAACACGUACCCAAGAAACCAAGCGAAGAAUAAUCGGCGACCGAGAUUAUAUACCGCGGUGAAUACCUGUGCGUCCAGAGAGGGAAGACCCCGAGGAAAAAGGAACGGCGGGAAAGGAGACAGACGACGAAAUAAAACGGAACAAGUGACGGUGAAUGGAACCAAAUAAGAUCAUUUCCUCAGUGGGCAUUGAAGUCUCCCGUAAAAGUGUGUAAAGAAGAGGUAAAUUGUGUGAACCAGGUCAGUCGAGAAGCGUGCCCAUAUGGGUACCCAUGCUGAUGUCGCCCUACCUCUAGCGGGUACCUGUUUAGCCAGACCGUAAGAUAAAAAGAGACCACAAUAAGUGACAGUGAUUCAAUUUCAAUAGUCAUGUGUGUUGUUUUUUUUGUAAUAUGUACCAGCUAAGUGUGUGAAGGGGUGUGUGUUUCCCUUUCAGAGAGUUCAGUGCUUUUGGUAAGUGAAAGAACCGAGAGUACUUUUCUCUUCUUUUCUUUUUUCUUAGUGGAAGAACAGUCAUUGUGAAAGGACCAAGAAGGAAAAUGUUGUUUAUUCAAGAUUUAUGUCAUUAAAUUGCAGAGGCAAGAGGCAAAGUGUGUAUCCAGAUUCCUUUAUAAAAUACAGGCUUUGAGUUAAAAGCGAAGAAAUCUACAGAAGCGAAAAAGGACAUCCUUCUCACAGUGUCUUCAAAGUCAUUAGGAAAAGAAAAAUAUUGUCCUAGUGUUUUUACUUAACACGUUCCUGCUGUAGGUGAGGAGGUGGGCGCAGCGUGGCAGGAUGUGAGGCUCUCCCACCCUCAGUAGUAUCAUGGCCCAGGAGUUCCUCCCGCUCUGCGAUGUGCUCUUCAACAUCAUCUCGCUGGCGUCCUACUUCUGUGACGUGGUGUUCGACGUGGUCACCAUUUACACCCUGUACGAGCAUCAGGAGGUGGUGUGGUUCACGCUGUCGCUCUCCUGCGUGCUCCUGUCCCUCGUCGUGUGCCAGCUCUGCUCCUUCAAGUGGUACCUCUCGAGCCUGCGCAAGGACCUGGCCAAGAAGGACUGCGACCUUAGUCUCAUGAUCCUGCUGCACUUCUUCCAGGGAGGCGUCCUGUGGCGCUACUUCAAGCUCUUCAUCCCCGUCGACCUCCGCUACGUGAAGCACGAGGUGCGGGACCUGUGCAUGCUCAGGCUCAUCCACGCCUUCUGCGAAGCGGCGCCGAUGCUGCUCAUACAAUUGUACCUCAUCUGGCGGAAGCCCUCGCUCUCUGAGCUCACGGACCUCAACAUCGUCUCCACGGCGCUGUCCCUCUUCAGCGUGUGCUGGGCGCUGGCCUCCUUCAACAAGAAUGUCCGGCGCCACAACGUGCACCGGCUGGUCCUCACGUGGCUGGGCGUGAUCUUCCAGUUCGUGUGGCGCCUCGGCACCAUCACCUCGCGCUCCAUCGCCCUCACCGUGUACGCGACGCUCUACGGCUACUGGGUGUUCCUGGUCAUCGCCCUCCACUGGGUCUCCAUGUUCCUCUGGCUCAUCUCGCCCAAAAACGUCUUCCACGGCGAGAAGAUGCCCCUGUUCAAGAAGGUGAUCUUCUCCAUGCUCAUCGCCUUCUGCUACAUCUUCUGCUACAUCAACCUCCAGGAGAUCAACGCUAGACAAAAGAUGGUGGCUUUCUACAUCACGAUGCUGCUGGAGAACGCCCUGCUGAUCGCAGUGUGGUUGGGCGGCCUGAGGACGCAGCCCUGGUACCAGCACCCCGUGACGGCCCUGGUGUUCGUCGCCUUCGGCUUCGGGAUCCUGUUCAUGAUCCUCUACUACCAGCACUUCCACGUCAAGAGGCUCAAGCACAACUACACCAUGUCGUCCUCCAUCAACGCUUACUCGUCGUGCACAGGCUGCCAGCUGGGCCAGUGCACGGACAAGUCGCACCGGAUGCCGUUCCCCUACUACCUGAACGAGCUCUCCGCGAGCGACAACAGCACCAUCGCCUCCAACACGCAGCAGAACGGCACGGCGAAGCUGAACAACCUGCAGAACAUCGAGACGCGGGCCGACCACCACUCCAACCCGCCCACGCACCCGCACGCGUACCCCCCCGACGGCCUCCACGUGCCGGGGGUGUUCAACUGCCGCUUCAACCCGGGCAUCAAGAGGAAGAAGAAGAAGCCGACCAGCUUCGUGCCGCCGCCAGUGCCCGUCAUCCCGUCGCUUGCGGUGCCCAACAACAGUACGGCCGCAAACAAUAACAACAACAACAAUAACAACAACAACGGGCGCGUGGUGCCCUUCUGGAAGCGGCCGCUGCCGCAGUCCAUUUCAAGCGACCACGAGGGCAGCGUGGGCUCCAGGGUCAACAUCCAGCAGAAGCUGCAGGAGAAGAAGCAGCAGCAGAUCGCGGAGCUGCGCCAGAUCGAGGAGGAGAUAAAGGCGGGCAAGCUGAAGCGGCCGCACCCGAGCGACAUCUCGGAGUCGGGCACGCUGCGGCAGCCCAUCCCGCGCUCCAAGAAGCAGCCAUGGCUCAAGCCCGAGCCGCCGCUCGACUACCCGUACCUGGUGGUGGACGCCUCGGCCGCGUCCGUGCCCGCGCCCGCGCACAGGAAGCAGCGCUCGCAGACCCCCGAGAUCCUGCUGGCGCCGCACUACCUCGACAACACCAGGAUUUACUACGACUACCAAGACCCGCGCUGGAAGUACGGCAACAACUACCACCUGCCCUCCGACGACAUGAGCGGGUCCAGCCAUUCCAAGCGCUCCACCAAGAGACGAAACCGGAAGGCCGAUAAGAACACCGACAACAGAGAUAAGGUGAUCUACAAGUCCUACAGAAUACCCUCAGAUCUCGACAGUCAGAUAUCCUUGCCGAGGUCCUACACGCUGCCCAGGGAAUUCAAGUAUUACAGAAGACCCAAGUCGAGAAAAGCUGUCAGGUCCGAUCACUUCAUGGCGUCCACCAACUCGAGUGACGGUGACGUGGAUUCCUGCGACGAGGGCGACCUAGGCGAGUCCAUGGGGCGCCUCAACAACGCCGUCCACUUCCACAUCAACCACAACCACCACCACCACUACCAUCACCACAGCUUCCUCCACAACCACCACACCAACCACGUGGCUGAGUCUCCGCCGCACCCACAGCAUCCACUUAGAGCUCGAAUCCACGCGGCCUUCCACCGGAAUCUGGCCAACACUCACGAGACCAAACUGUGAUGAUGUAAUGGUGUUGAGGGGCGGGCGGACUGUUGCCGUGUUGCGUUGUGUUUAAGUUGUGAGGUGUUGCGUUGUCUUGCGUGUUUUAUGGUGUCUUAAGAAAAAAGAGAGGAUUAUUUUCUUAUGUUGUGGCAUUGGGGGGAAAAAAGGAGAGGGAAAAGGGGGAGGGGGAGAAAAAAAAGUGCAAUGUGGAGCUCAAUCGGAUGCCUCACCGAAGAAAAAAAAAAUAUAUAUAUAUGUAUCAUAUGGAGGGAGCUCUUGGGACACUCAGAUUCGUGUUGUAGUGAAACGGACAGUGUGUUUUAUUCCGCGUGUUUGUAUGUAGAGUGGACCGCGCAACAGAAAAAGAGGAAAAAUUGAAUAAAUCAGAAUGAAAAGAACCAGAUCAGGAGCGGAAAGAUCAACACAAGAAAGUAUUUGGUUCUCAUUGAUGGAAUGAUCCUUUUAUUGAUUCUGAAAAAAAAAACAACGGCAGAUUUUGCUUUGAAAAUUGGUCACGAUCGUGCCACAGAAAUAACGAUAAGACAGCUGUUACUCUCCAAGAGAGGAAAAGACAAUAAGAUUCCUCUUAUAUAUACACAUAAUUCCGGGUCACAAAAGAGUCUUUUAAAGUCCUUGGAUAACUUCGACCCCCUUCACUCACCCUCCCCCCAACGUCACCCCAUCAAAACUAGUCCAUUUAACUUUCUUCUGUUUUGCCGUGGAACUAUGCUCAUUUUGUGUAUGUGUUAACUUGGCAAGUGUAGAGAGAUUUAUAGACAUACAUGUUAACAUAUUUAAGUCAUGCUACACAGUAGACUUUGUUGUCGUUCCAGCAACAUUCUCUCUCUCUCUCUCUCUCUCUCUCUCUCUCUCUCUCUCUCUCUCUCUCUCUCUCUCUCUCUCU